AUGCCUCCUCCUCAACUAAACAUAUCUCCUCCACUCCUCAACUCGGCAACGCCUUGGGCAACAGACCUUGACGACCUUUUAGCAAUCGCCUCAUCGCCAUCAACAGGCGCUAUCACAACCCGGACUUCGCUUAUCAAUGGCUUCAACCAUCAGCAUGAGCAGCAUCAAUACCUAUUCUUCGAUCCGUCUUCAGCGAUUCCAAGUGAAGGCACCUCAUCUGAUCAAACUCCACCCAAAGGUCAUAAAGCCGAGGCCACGUCGAGCUUGAAUAACUUGGGCUACAGUCCUAUCGUACUGGAUGGAUAUCUUAGUUUCUUGACUGAGAUAUCUCGGAGGCUUCCUGAUUUACGAAAGACAUUCAUUAUUAGUGUCACUGGAUCGCCUGAGGAUAUUCAAGAAAGCUACAAGAGGAUCGAAUCAUCUUCAAAGGAUCUCCCAUUUCCUCUGGCAAUGGAAGUAAACCUGAGCUGUCCCAAUAUUCCUGGCGCACCACCACCGGCUUACGAUGGGCCUUCUCUCCAAAAGUAUCUCGCCCUACUUCCAAGUCAUCCUUUGUUGCCUAUAGGAAUUAAAACACCCCCAUACACGCACCAUGGACAGUUUGCAACCCUGAUCGAAACUCUACAGCAGGCGGAAUCGUCUAUCAGCUUCAUAACCGCCACAAACACACUUGGCUCUUGUCUAAUUCUCCAAGACAAUGAGAAUAUUCAUAUGAGCCCUCAACUACCAGGCACAGGUGUUGGUGGCAUGGCAGGACCAUCUCUACAUCCCCUUGCGCUCGGUAAUGUAUCCACUUUACGAAAGUUGUUGGAUCAGGUACCCGAGUUGAGUCAUGUACAGAUCAUUGGCGUUGGUGGAGUACGCGAUGGGAACGGUUACCGAAGGAUGAGAACGGUUGGAGCUUAUGCUGUGGCGGUGGGUACAGGUCUGGGGAAGCAGGGGCCAGCCGUGUUUGAGAGGAUCGAAAGUGAUCUGAAAGGAAAAUGGGAUGUCACUACGUCGAAGCUGUGA
Molecule: messenger RNA, 1011 nt
Organism: Fusarium pseudograminearum CS3096
Lineage: Eukaryota; Fungi; Ascomycota; Sordariomycetes; Hypocreales; Nectriaceae
Exons: 1
Coding region: 1-1011 (336 amino acids)
Biological process (GO): pyrimidine nucleotide biosynthetic process; 'de novo' pyrimidine nucleobase biosynthetic process
Cellular component (GO): cytoplasm
Molecular function (GO): dihydroorotate dehydrogenase activity
Source: RefSeq, a predicted model, not a curated record